Salvelinus fontinalis (brook trout) is the source of this 2606-nucleotide messenger RNA. RefSeq lists its product as uncharacterized. Lineage: Eukaryota; Metazoa; Chordata; Actinopteri; Salmoniformes; Salmonidae. Gene Ontology annotation, cellular component: membrane. The transcript has 9 exons. Bases 74 to 1906 code for a protein of 610 amino acids. The record is from RefSeq and is a predicted model, not a curated record.
GACUGGUCACCACACAUUUUACAAGAAAGCUUGUUCAGUUCUACAAGAGAAAAUACCUCUCUUAAUUUCUGAAAUGAAGAUCAACAUAUUGAAAAGUCUCCUCUAUCUGACAAUGGUUUAUCCACUAAAUGUGUUACCUGCUGUCACUUCCCAGAUCAGGCUGGUCAAUGGUAAAGAUCGCUGCUCAGGAAGAGUUGAGAUCUAUUACAGUGGCCAGUGGGGAACAGUUUGUGAUGAUUCCUGGGAUAUUACAGAUGCUGAGGUGGUGUGUAGAGAGCUGGACUGUAAGGGUACAAACAAAGUCCAAAGUAGUGGCCAAUAUGGUCCAGGCAGUGGAAAGAUCUGGCUGGAUGACGUUGCAUGCACUGGUAGUGAACGUCAUCUCACAGCGUGCCCGCACAGUGGAUUUGGAAAACAUAACUGUCAACAUAGUGAGGAUGUUGGUGUUGUCUGCCCAGCUGCCCAGAUCAGGCUGGUCAAUGGUAAUGGUCGCUGCUCUGGGAGAGUGGAGAUCUAUUACAGUGGCCAGUGGGGAACAGUGUGUGAUGAAGACUGGGAUAUGAAUGAUGCUGCGGUGGUGUGUGGACAGCUGGGUUGUGGGAGUGCUGUAGGUGCCCCUCUCGUUGCCUAUUUUGGUCAGGGUAGUGAACCAACCUGGCUGGAUAAUGUGAACUGCUCUGGAAAUGAAAGCUACCUCUCAGAGUGCUCACACAAAAGUUUUGAAGAUGAAAACUGUGAUCAUGGUGAAGAUGCUGGUGUUUUCUGCCUCUCAGGUUUAACCCUGAAGAGACCUACCCUCUCUAAAACGCCUUCCCAUUCAGCUUUUUCACCUGGUGAAAUGGUGCAGUUCAUCUGCUCUGUCCCUCAACGAAUUGCCAUCACUGCAAACUUUGACUUACAUAGGGGAGGAUCUUCAAUAAUGACCCUAGCAGUUGGAACCACUCAGACCAGUAAGACUUUCACAUUGUCCAGUCUGCAAUCUGCACACCAGGGAAGGUACAGUUGUCUACAACAGAUAACCCAGAAUGGUCAGAAAAUGAUCAGCUCUUCUUCCAGCAACUCCAUGGACAUCACUAUUGUCGUCUUGUUACAGCCCAACGUCUCUCUCAGUGCUCCAAAUGGAGGGAUUUUCUGGGGACUUCAGGGGCCAGAGGUGACCAGGGGCCACAGCUUCUCCAUCACCUGCUCCAUUCAGCCACAGUAUCCUGGAGGCCUCUUCUAUCUGGACUUCUCUGGGUCCAACAGGACUGAAACUAAGCCAGCAGUCAACCACUCUGCCUCCUUUCACGUUCCUGUUGCAGACUAUACAGACCAGGGGAACUACAGUUGUGUUUAUGAAGUUAUUGUCUCCACCCUGUCAUUCCAUUCUAACAAGACAGAGUUGCUGACAGUCAGCAUUCGAGCAUCCAUAGUCCCCAUUAUUGCCUCUGGUGUAAUAGUUGGGCUACUGCUCCUCCUGCUGCUGCUCAUUCCUUGUCUAGUCUGGAGGAAGAUACGCAACAGAGAGCAGUCUAUUAUGAUAAACCCGAGAGAAACGAGUGAGGACAAUGAUGAAGAGGACUAUGUCAACGUAGAACCCUUUGUCAACAAGAGCAAAGAUGAAGACUUGAAAAAAAGAUGCCAUGCACUAAUGUAUGUGAAAAAGGAGUUGCUUACCACUAAAAAUAAUGAGAAUGCCCCAGGGGCCAUGAACAAGUUCGGAAACAUCCAAGGUGAAGGGCCAGACGCAAGUGAGGAAGAUGAGUCGGACUAUGAAAAUCCAGAUAUCUUCAUGGAGAGGGAUUUUGCUGAAGACAUCUAUGAUGAAGACAGUGAGUCUUUAGACCUGGAGCAGCUCACUUCAUGUAAAGCUGGAAGGGAGAAUGACUACGAAGAAGAUGACAACAUAUACGCAAACUAUGAGUGAAGGCCUUGUUAUACGAAUGCCGAUGCAGAGAUAUAGAUGCCAGGAGAGGCAUGAAAGGUUAGCUUUGUGAGUUGAAUUAUAAGGGCUUAAAAAACAACUUUUUCAUCAAAAUGUUCACUUAGUAGAUACGAGUAAAGGCUUUGUUUGAAUAUGAGUUAGAAUUUCGAUGUAAAUUGUUUGGGUGUAUGAGUUCUAGUUGUAUUGUUGUCAGGUAAUUGUAUGAGUUUUCUGACUUGACAUUGUUAUAUAUAUUUUUUAAUUAUUACAUAAUUUACUUCAGUUUAAAAACAGUGAUUGUCUUGAUGAAUUGUCUGAACGCAUUGAAUAUAAUCUAUUAUUUCAUUUUUUUAAGUAAAUAUAUUAAUACUUUAGACUAUUUCCCUUCUAUAACAUUCAGUGUGCUGUCAAGGAGUUGUGCUGUCAAAGAAUAGUCCGUAGCAAUGACUGGUUAUGAUGUGCUAAACUUGAGAUCUACACUCUUAGAAAAAUGUCUCCAUAGGAUAACCCUUUUUGGUUCCAGGUAGAACUAUUUUGGGUUCCAUGUAGAACCAUCUGUGUAAAGGGUUAUUCAAAGGGUUCUCCUAUGGGACAGCCGAAGAACUCUUUUAGGUUCUAGAUAGCAAUUUUUUUUCUAAGUGUACAGUAUGGCAAAAUGCAAAUACAUUUGUACUGUAUGUAUAGAAUCAAACAAUAAUGUUGA